AUCACUCGUCGGCCUUCCUCUCAGCUGACACAUUUAUGGAUCACUCUCUGAAGUCUCAUCAGAACCUUCAGCCCGUCCUCCCGGUCCUGCUCGCUGCCACGUCACUGGAUCAUGUGCGAUGACGUGUCUCCAUGUUUGGGUCGGUUUGGUUAAAAGUGUCCAUGAAUUAUUUUACCACUAACAUGCUCUCACAGCUUACCUUUCACAGGACGGAUCGUCCCCGUCAUCGUUUUCCCGGAAGAGCGGGUCAUGAAUGAUGCAUUUUUACAAAAGCUCUGCAAUUUAGCGCAGAGACGCGGCCGGCUGUGAUUGGCUGAGAGCUGCAGGAGGUCACCUGGUGGAAAUAUAAAACAGGUGAGAUAGGAGUGAGCGUGUCAGUGCCUGGUGAAACUCUUCCAUAUCACACACACACCUGCAGACACAGAGGAGCCGGGUUCGAUGAGAUCAGACAUGAGGCUGGUGGCUCUGGUCGUGGUCUGCGGGCUGAUCGUGGGUCAGGAUGCUCAGCAGGGAUCCGAGUCUGCACAGAGGACACCUGCGACAGGUGAGAGACCGACGAUUAAUGAACUAAUUAACUCAAAUUUAAAAUGUGAAAAUGCUGCAGUGAUUCAUUAGUUUUUAAUUAAUGAAUCAACAGAUUUCAAAAUAAAGUGCCUGAUUUUAUAAGUGGAAUAAAAUAUAUAUAUUUAAUAAAAAGCAAAAACUGAACAGAAAUAAUUUUUCAUGAAUUUAAAAAACAGAAAAACACUCUUUUUAUAUCAGUUUGAAUUUUAAUUUUGUCCAACUGUUGAAUUUCCAUUCGGGGAUCAAUAAAGUUCUUCUUAUCUUAUUUUAUCUUAAAUCAGUUGAAUUAAUUCUUCAUAUAAAUAAAAAUAAAAAUGUUCAGCUAAAAUACAAAACGGCACCUUUUUUGCGCCUUAUUUGGAAAUAAUGUCUUUUCCUGUACGUUAAAUUAUUUUAAUUAAGCACAAAAAUCUGCCGUAUUUUUCCUCUUCUACUCAAAAAAAGGUUUCGGGAAUAUGAAUCAAGUUUUUGUUCAAACUUAAAGUUUAAAGCUUAAAGUUUCCUUUUGAUAUUUUCUAAAUUAAAAUAAUAUAUAUAUAAUAUUAUAAUUUAUUUUGUAUUUCUUUGAAUAUUUCUGUAUGAAUAAAUUCAAAAAUAUAUUUUUGCAUAAACUUUUGUUGUUUCUAUGAUUCAUCAAAUAUUUAGAUUAGAUGUUUUUCUGCCCUCAGUAAUUUCUUUUCUCCUUUUUUCAGUUUCAUGAUUUUUUAAAUACAUUGUGAGCUGUUUGUUAGUCUUAUGUUAUGUUUUUGUUAUUUAGUGAUUUUUAAAAAUAUAUAUAUUUAUUUAUUUUGUAAAUGUUUGUGCCGUUGACCCUCAGGGCUUACCAUAGACUGUAUAUAGAAAAGUAUAAUAAUAGUAUAAACAGUCUAUGGGAAAAUAAAAAAAAAACAUCUUUACAGAAAUAAAAAGUUUGUUUGUUUAUCAGUUUUAGCCUUAAAGAAAUCGUCUCCGUUUGUCCGUGUUGGUCUUCCAUACUAAAAGCUGCUCCAUCACUGACCUUCUUCCUUACCUCUCCACGGUCAGCUGAAGUUCUGCCUGUUCUGGUUCUCCUCAGGUUCGGUCCUCUCCGCCCUCAGCAGGAGGUCCACCGGGGAGCUCGUGGAGGAGGACCCGAGCACGUGCUUCUCUCUGCGGGAGAACGAGGAGCAGCGGCAGCUCCUCUGCAACGACCGGAGGAGCAAAUUCAACUUCAACCCGUUCGGCCUCCGGUUCGGGAAACGGUUCAACAGCUACGUUUACAGGAGGGCCGUGAAGAGAGCCCGGACCAAUAAGUUCUCACCGCUUUCUCUCUUCUCGCGAGAACUCGAGGUGCCCACCUGAGAUCCCGUGAGGACACCUGAGACAGCUCCUUACAGAAAAGCACUUUACUGCUGAAAACAUGAAGCUCUGUGAAUCUCCUUUUGUACUCUUAUUCACUGUGAAAACACUGAGAAUGUCAAUAAAAGACAUUUUAACACAGAA
Messenger RNA from Xyrichtys novacula (pearly razorfish), 2025 nucleotides. NCBI's taxonomy places the organism in Eukaryota, Metazoa, Chordata, Actinopteri, Labriformes, Labridae. The record is from the annotation of a GenBank genome assembly.